Candidula unifasciata is the source of this 1899-nucleotide messenger RNA. The record is from the annotation of a GenBank genome assembly. NCBI's taxonomy places the organism in Eukaryota, Metazoa, Mollusca, Gastropoda, Stylommatophora, Geomitridae.
AUGGAGGGGAACACAAGUUCAAGCCCUUGCAGGGAGCAAACUCGGUUUGCCUGUAAUAAAAUCAUUGAUACUUCCAUUCGAGCCCUCUACCAGAUAUGGGAUAAAAUGGGCAUAGAUGAGAGUCAGAAAAAGGCCAGGGGCGACACUGCUGUAGCACACAUGAAAAACUUGAUGCAGCACAUGAUAGCGGAGGAAGAGGCACUGAUGAAGCAGGUUGCACAGACUAUAGAUGAAUAUACAGAGAAGCUGGAUCUGCUGUGCAAUGAUCUUUCUCUUCCUCACAUCAGGCUGUCAGGAGGUCUCACCAUGGUACAGAAAGAGAAAAUUCUGCGCAGUAAAGUGGAAACUAUGGCUAAAGAGAAGAAAGACAGGAUGGCAAAGUAUGACAUCUUGCACAGCCGUGAUGAACACUUGAGUGAAGUUCUGUCUACUCCGACAUACACUGUCUCCCCUGGGAAAGUGCCUACACUAGAACAGUUGAGAGAGCUUGAGAAGCAUGUCGCACGUCUGCAGGAAGAGAGGGAUAAACGUUUUACAGAGCUAGUAACAACUAAGAAAAAAAUCAUGGAACUCUACAGUCUCAUAGAGUUUGAACCAGAUACACCAUUUGGCUGUGAGCUGAUCUGUGAAGAUGAUGAUAGUUUGGGGCUGUCUACAGAGAACAUGGACAAACUAAGCAAGCUACAUGACGAGCUGGUCAGAAAGAAUGAGGCCAUGAAAACUGAAACGGAUAAUUUGUGGGAGCGGCUUAGAUCCUUGUGGAACAGACUAGACACUUGUGACAUUGACAGAGAGGAGUUUGAACUGAAGAUUAAUGGUCAUGGGACCAAAGCAGUUGCAGCUCUGAAAGGGGAGAUUGAGGCAUGUGAACUUCUGAAGCUUCAAAAUAUUCGUAAAUUUGUGGAUGGAAUUCGGAGUGAGCUGAUUUCUUGGUGGGAUAAGUGCUACUUCAGUGAGGAGCAGAGAAGUGGAUUCAAGGCUUUCAGUGAAGGAGAAUGCACAGAAGAACUUCUACAAAUUCAUGAACAAGAACUAGAAAGUGUGCGACAGUAUUACAAUACAAACAAGGACAUUUUGGAGAAAAUAGCACGUAGAGAAGAACUGUUCAGAAACAUGGUAGUCUUUGAGGAAAAAGCUAGUGACCCAAACAGAUUCUUCUCUGACAGGGGAGGAAGGUUACUUCAAGAAGAAAAGGCUAGAAAGAAGCUUAUGAAAGAAUUGCCAAAGGUUGAAGAGGAAGUAACGGAAGCCAUCUUGAAGUGGGAAAGUGACAACCAGAAGGACUUCCUUGUCAAUGGUAUGAAGUUUCCAGACUUUGUGAAGAAUUCGUGGGAGAAUUUCCAGUCACAGAAAGAUCAACAGAAACAGUUAAGACUCAAAGCUCGGGUAAAGCAAGCACAAGAUGAUGUGGCAUAUGGGAGCAAAUCUGGGUCACAGACUCCCAGCAAGCGUAAAGUGCCACAGUCUGCUUCUACUCCUGUGCGGACACCCCUUAAAGCCAGAAAGGUUGAGAUGGGUCCAUCAGUCUCUGUGAAAGUCAGAAUUCAAUAUGAUAUGCUGAAUGAUGUCCCCACAACUCCUAGCACCACUAGCAAACUGCCAACUCGAUAUCAACACAACACUCUUGUACAUACUCCGGGAAAACAGUCUACCUUCACACCAAAGACGCCACUCAGCAAAUCAGCAAAGAGAAGAUCCUCACGCCUUAAGAGGAGGUCAGCUGCAAAACAUAGUCUAAGUAGCAAAAACCGGCGCAAGUCCAGAGACAUAUUUGCCCAAGGAGUAGAAAACAAGAGGAAUGACAGCUCUGCAUCUUUGGCUGCACAUGGAUCUUACCAGGAUUUCACUAAUUGUGUCAUCGCAUCUAAAGCCUCGUCACCUGAUACACAACAUACUUAA